AUGGCAGACGAAACCAAUAAAGAUACCCGAUCGACCUCAUCUAGGCGUAAACCCGAUUUUUCAAAAUCUGCCACAACACGACGUGCAGGAGGAGCAUCCGCAACAGCAACAAACACCAAGAAUGGUAAAAAUCAUCGUAAACAAGCAGCAGAUUCGUCAUCUGAUUCCAAGAAUAAUGGAACAGCAAUUGUUGAUACUGAAAUCAGUGGCUCGGCUGCCACAUCCAGACCUACUACCAGCCAUGACAAGAGAGAUUCUAUGAAGGAUGAAGUUGUUGAUGAUGGCUGGGAUACUGAUUUAGAAGAAUCUUCAAGCGAAGAUCUUCGAAAGGCCGGAAACAAAUCAGAUCCUUAUAUGGCAGCGUGUAAAUCAUUGGGUAUUGUCCCAUCCUCAUAUUUUGCAAACAAGUAUAACUCGGGUAGUACCGAAAUCCUGAUGAGAUACCAUGGUAUUGGACCUAAAGGAGCACAAGCUAUUGCUGAAGUGCUGAAAUUGACGAAUUCUGUAAUUAUUAAAUUGGAUCUUGCUGAUAAUCGAUUAGGAGUAGGAGCAGCUCAUUUAGGUCUAGCUCUCCAAAUCAAUCGAACAUUAUCGUAUCUGGAUGUUGCUGGCAACAAUCUUGGUACCGAGGGAUGUAGAGAGCUGGCUGACAUGUUGCAGUAUAAUGUGACCAUCAAGACUAUGAAUGUUGGAGGGAACCAUAUUGGCGAUAAGGGAGCUCAGCUGUUUGCUUUGGGACUACGAUCAAACAGUAGCUUGACUGCCCUUGAUCUCAGUCGGAAUGAUAUUGGAGAUAUAGGAGUUUUAGCCAUUGGACAAAGUCUAUCAGCAAAUGAUGGAUUGAAGGAGCUUAAUAUCUCUUGGAACAAUAUCAGAAUACCUGGGUUCAGCAGUUUCUUCAGCUCCAUAAGGGACAAUGUCACAUUAAGCCAUCUACGCAUUCAUCACAAUGGCAUAGGAGACUCAGUAGCACCAUUAGCACUCUUCAUGACCAAGUCACCAGCAUUACAAUUACUGGACUUGACCUUCACGCGACUAUCUGACGCAGCCAUAUCAUCGCUCGCACGUGCAUUAGAAACAUCUCAGGCAUUAAAAGAGGUCGAGUUUUCAAAUAAUCCAUUGACGGAACAAAGUGCACAAACAAUCUUGAAGGCUCUGACGAACUCGAAUAGCUUGAAGAAGAUUGGUAUCAAGGAAAUUCAAAUGGUCGAUGAAACAAGACACAAAUUCGCCAGUUUACGUUCAGAAAAGUCCGUAGUAGUUGACAUGUAG
Messenger RNA from Synchytrium microbalum, 1272 nucleotides. RefSeq lists its product as uncharacterized. The transcript has 9 exons. Lineage: Eukaryota; Fungi; Chytridiomycota; Chytridiomycetes; Synchytriales; Synchytriaceae. Gene Ontology annotation, molecular function: protein binding. The coding region runs from base 1 to 1272 and encodes 423 amino acids. The record is from RefSeq and is a predicted model, not a curated record.